Rhodotorula toruloides NP11 is the source of this 3933-nucleotide messenger RNA. Its product is annotated as DUF221 domain contaning protein. The transcript has 5 exons. Bases 1 to 3933 code for a protein of 1310 amino acids. Gene Ontology annotation, molecular function: calcium-activated cation channel activity. Gene Ontology annotation, cellular component: plasma membrane. Lineage: Eukaryota; Fungi; Basidiomycota; Microbotryomycetes; Sporidiobolales; Sporidiobolaceae. The record is from RefSeq and is a predicted model, not a curated record.
AUGGCGACACUCGACGAGCGGACCUACAGCUCGACCUUCAGUGGCCUGAAGUCGACAGCUAUCACGUCGGGCGCCGUGAUCGCUGGAAGCCUCCUCAUUAAGGAGAUCCUGCAGCGACUGCGACGGUAUCCAGACGAGGAUGCUCGCCGGAAGCAGGGGCAGCCCGUUCCCGACCGCGGCGUCGAAGCGUGGGCGAUGGGCUACCUGUACAGGGCGAGGACGUACGUCGCGGGCCUAAAGACUCCCAACUAUUCACGUUGGCCGCUCGCCUGGGUUAUCGAGGCGUACAAACGCGACGAGCAUUUCUACGAAUCGCACGCCGGCCUCGACGCAGCGACCUACAUCCGCUUCCUCCGCGGCACCCUCUUCUUCACGACCUUCCUCCUCCUCACCGCCUUCCCGGUCUUGAUGGGCAUCAACUUUGUCUACGCCGCCUCUCGCUUCGACACCGACUCGAUCGACCGAGCAUCCAUUACCGCGCUCGUCGACAAUCAGCAAGGCCUCUUCCUCCUGCCAGUCCACACGACCUUUGUCUGGCUCACAACGCUCGCCUGGUUCGCCACGCUCGUGUGGUUUGGGCGAGGCCUCCUCCGCAUGCGUCGCCGCGAGUUGCGUAAACUCCUCGCCGAUAGUGCCGAGCGUCGUCAACGCCUAAGUGAGACGGGCGCUGUGCAGCAGCCACUCGAUGUCGCCUUCUCGCCCGAACUCGACCCUUCGAUAGCCGAUGGCGAGCUCGGUUGGCGCUACCGGACCGUCCUCGUGCGCAACAUCCCUCCGCGACUGCGGUCCGAGGAAGCAAUCCGCUCGUACUUCGAGCAUCACCUCCGCGAGAGCUCGCCGUCCAGCUCGACCGACCAGUACCCGCCCGCUUCUCGAGACGACAAGAAGUUCUCUCAGCAAAACGACACGCCACUCAUCUCGGAGAUCGUCCUUCUUCGACGCCAGACGGAGUUGAACGAGCUCUACUUCACGAAAUACCAAGAAGUUCUCCAUCAACUCGAGACGGCGCACGUCGAGCUGGCGCGGAAUGUGAUGGGUUGGGUGCGGGAGGAAGUGCGGCAGCAGGAACGCACGAAGCAAGGUUUGGCGCCGCCCAUGACUCCGUGGCGGUGGAUCAAGGGGCAUAUUGGCAGACGAAGGGCCGAGGGCGACGUCGAACGAGACGCUCGAGCGGGCGACGCGGAACUCCUUGCAGCUUUGCGGCCGUUCCUCGAUUCAGCGGCCGAUCUACAGAGCAGAACGCUCUGGGACGCGCUCGCCACCCUCCGGUCCGACCACCCCUCCAUCCUCGACCGCUUUCAGCCCCUAAUCCGCCUGCGCCGCUUCCGCUCUGCGUCGGUUCCGACCGUAGACUACUUUCUCGCCAAGCACAACCUUUUUUACUCGCUCAUCGAGGAUCAGCGGUCGCAGAAGGAGACUGUUGAAGCGGCGUCCACCGCAUUCGUGACGUUCGCGCGGGCCGACGACGCUCGUCGUGCUCGCAAGGAGCUGCGGUACCGCCCCGUUGGCAAGAUCUACGGUCGGAUGACGCUCGAGUGGAAGCCUGUCUUCCGACCUCCUCCGCAACUCGCUGCUAAAUGCCCUCGUUUGGGCCGUCACGAUCAUCUGGGUCCUGCCAAUCUCGGUCCUCAUCGGUCUCCUCUCGCUCGAGUCGCUAGUCUCGUCCCGUCGCUUCUCCCGACCGCUUUGAUCUCGCUGCUCAACAUGUACACGCCUACGGUCAUUGGCAUUCUUCAACGACAGGGCAAGACCCUCAUUACCGAGUCGAAGUGGUCAUUGGUUACGCAGGCGGCGUACUGGAAGUUCCUCGUCGUCAACCUUCUCAUCAUCUUCGUCAUCGGCAUCACGGCGUUCUCCGCCUUCCUCAACGCCUUCCGCCAACCUGUCUCCGUCCUGACCGUUCUGGCCGGCGCGUUCCCGAAGGCCUCCACGUUCUACACCUCGUACAUCCUCCUUCAGACCGGCGUCCACACCGGAAUCGAGCUCUCUCUCCUCGGCAUAUCCUGGAUCAAUCACGCCUCGAUCCGCAAAUACGUCGCCCCGCGCAAACGGACGACGGAAGGCGUGCCUCGCUUCUUCGGCCAGCAGUCGUGGCUGGCAAACCACCUCUUCGUCACAUCGCUCACGCUCGUCUUCGCCGUCCUCAACCCGCUCAUCGUCCCCUUCUCGUUCAUCUACUUUUCCUUCGCCGUCCUCACGAUGAAGCAGCAAUUCGCGCACGUCUACUACCGCCGCAACUUCGAGUUGGGCGGGCGCAUGAUCUUCCGCCGCGUCUUCCGGUACAGCCUCGACAUCGCCGUCCUGUCCCAGCUCGUUGCUGUGGCGUUCUUCUGGGUCUUGAAGCGCUUUGCGUAUGGCGGCGCGUGCAUUCCUCUGAUCCCGAUCACUAUCGCCUUCAAAAUUCUCGGCACUCGGUAUUUCGACCAUCUCCUCGACGAGCUCGACGAAGCCAAGAUCGACAUCAUCUGCGGUAACGGCGAGGACCCUCAAGCUCAGCUAAGCGCGCCACUUCCGACCGAGGAGGAAGAGCGCCGCGCAUCUUCCGUCGGCGGAACGCUCCGUUCGCUCGCUUUCUUGGCGACUGUCACCAUCCCGAGCCUCGCUCUGCACCCCAGCGCGAAGCUGUCGAGUCAGAAGGCGGUCCAGUUCGAUCGGCGCCAUUGCAAGUGGCAGUCGGAGCGGGCAGCGCCGAGCGACCAGCCGGAGAAGUCUCACACGCGGGCGAAUACGGCGCCGGACGACUGGCGGCGACCUAUGCUCGAACCGGUCGCAUCGAGCGACGAAGACUCCGAGGUGUCGCACACGCAGGCCGCCCAAGUACAGGCCGACAAGACGGACGCUGGUGCUCUCCCUCACUCCGCCGCUCUCCCCGAAUCCUCUGCGACGGUUCAGACCGGUGCAACCCCGCCUGCCAAGCCCGACGCAUCGAGCGUUGUUACGGCGCAUCCGCCAAUCAUCCGCGACGAUCGCCCAGUCUCGCACCUUCGCUACCGGAAUCCAGCUGAGGUCGUUCCGCUUUCGCGCUCUCUCUGGCUGCCUCGCGACCCGCUCAAGCCUGUUGAUCUCGGCGACACGGUCGACUACCGCGGCCGCGCGCUCGUCUCAAGCGAAGGUGGGAAGGGUGUAAUCGGUCACUGGGACGAGAUGGAAGAGACUGCAGAACUCGAGCCGCGCCCGGAGGAAGGCGAUCCUGAGAAGGUUCAAAGGCGGUCCUCAGCCCUUGGAGACGACUCGGCAUACACGCUUCAAGGUACCGAGCGGAUCCGUGUCGCGGCCGACGUCGCCGCUCGCCUCUCGCCAAAGACCUCGCCUAGUCUUGUUCGGCCGUCCAGUCCUCCUUCGCCGCAGUCGAUCCGGCAUUCGCCUGUCCUGCUACGGCAUCCAGGCGCACCAAAGCCAUCUCCACCGCCCAUCCCUUCGUUCGAGCCGUCGACGGCAUCCCCAGAUCGUCUCGAGCCCGGCUAUCCUUUCCCAGAGUCUGCCGCCGAGCCUUCAGCCACCUCGCCUCGCCGUUCGACUUUGUCUGUCCCGCCGCCUUCGCCCUCUCGCCUCUCCCGCAUCGUCUCCGCGUCGACCACCACCGCGCAACCGCCAACUUCGCCGGCCGGGCCUGGAACUUCGCCUACACGCGCCCGUACAAACCGCUCCGCCUCCCUCGUUCCCUCGAUCCGGUCCUUCUCGCGAUUUCAUGCGCCUGCGGGUGCUGCCAUCGCCGAAGCGACCGAGCCGUCCGUCUCGCAGGCCGAGGCUCUUCGAAGCGAGCUACUCGAGGAGGAGCGUCGGAGCCACCUCGUGCAUGCGAAGCGAGAAGAGCAUCGCAAGGCGCAGGAGCGGAAAGACCGUGAGGCAGAUGCGAACGCGACGGCCAAGGACGGAUGGUUCCGCAAAUUGCUCGUCCGCCGCGACGAAGGCGCAGUAGAUGACGACACGUAG